Parnassius apollo (apollo) is the source of this 1125-nucleotide messenger RNA. The record is from the annotation of a GenBank genome assembly. Lineage: Eukaryota; Metazoa; Arthropoda; Insecta; Lepidoptera; Papilionidae.
AUGGCCAUUGCCGCGAUACAUUUCCGAACGAUCUGCCUGGAGUCGGCCAAGCAAUGGUCACACAUCACCUCCUGCCUCUCCCAAAUCGAUACGCCUAACGCAGAAGAUAAAACAUACUUCAUUUUCUAUGAUAAAACAGACUUCCUACCUGUAUUAAAAGUUCAGAAAGAAGUGAGAACUGUACCCCAAGCAGUCAGCAAACUGAAUCAAAAACCUCAACCGCCAAGUAGAGAUAAAAAGAGAACUGUAAAGAAAUUUAAGAGUAAAAGGAAUGGUCUGAGAUGGAAAUGCAAGGAUUGCGGAAAGGAGUUCACACUGCCAAGCUAUUUGAACCAACAUUUGAGGAUGACCAUGAAACGGGCUUGCACCCACUGUGGAAAAAUUGUCGGUAGGGAGAAACUGCACCAACAUCUGGCGAACGCUCACAACAUACAUUUAUAUCACUGCAAGAGUUGUCACCAACUUUUUCAAGAGGAACAUGAAUUGGAACAGCACACACAAACAGCUCAUAGUGUGUUUUCAUACGUCUGUCACGUGUGUAACAAUGGUUUUAUAAAUGAUCGCGCCUUAAACGCUCAUAUGUAUGCCCACACUUUAUUCCAUUGUCAGUCAUGCAGCUCCAGUUUCGAAAAUCGCCGAUGUUACAAGUAUCACAUCAGCCGCUGCGGAGGUUCGAAGCGACAACCUGAAUCUCUCUACGAGUGCCACGACUGUGGUAGCAAGUACAAGAAGAAGGAGUCGUUAAGGACGCACAUAGAGCAGAAGCACUUAAACGUGCUGCCUUUCAUCUGUCAGAAAUGUGGCAAAAGGAGUUCUAACCUAGGUCAUCACAGGGCACACGAGUCCAUCCACAUGACAGAGAGAAAGGUGUUCCAGUGCUAUUGCGGAGCUAAGAUGCUUACACAGUUGGGGUUCAAUCUUCACCAGAGAAACCAUUCAGGUGUAAAACCGUACGAGUGCUCCGUCUGUGGUGAUCGCUUCCUCUCGUCAUCUAGACGCCUGGAUCACAUCAAGCGACGACAUAUUAGCACUAAAGAUUUUCCGCAUGGGUGUGAAAAGUGUCCCGCUAAAUUUAUCAGACCGUCACAGCUUAAGAAACACUAUCAAGUUGCUCACUGUACCUAA